CUAAAACAAGAUGGCGGCCGGCUGGUCUUCAAACUCAAACACAGUUCAAAGAUAAUGGAUUUUCCGUUCUGUUCGUUUUAAAAGUUCUCCGCAAGGUAUCUUUCAAGUGCUUUCGUUUCAAGCUCCAAAAUGUCUGGUCCUCCAACAACCUUGGCACAGCAGUGUACAACAAGUACUGAUACACCAGCUGAACCAUCCGUGAUUGGACCAAUGCCRCCAGUAAACCCAUCACCCAAGAGCCCAAUUAGUGAACUGAUGGAGAUUUGCAUGCGUAUGGGAAUUGAUGUUACAUUCACUGUGAUUUCGGAGAUUGGACCCCCACAUAACAAAGAAUUUGUGAUUUCCUGUUCAGCUGGGAAUAUAAUUGGACAAGGAAAGGAGUACAAUAAGAAGAAAGCUAAACAUCUAGCCGCUGCAGACGCAUUGAAAAAGCUGCAAGAAUCAGAGGAAUAUAAGAAYUAUUUGUUUAACCGAAGUACCAAAGCAGCAGCACCAUCUCACUACAAUGUAGUAGGCCAACUCCAAGAAGCUAUUGCUAAAAAAGGCUUACAACUUCCCCAGUAUGAAUUUGAUCAACCAAUCGGACCACCACACAAGCGGCAAUUUGUCACCAAGGUCCAAGUGGGUAAUCUAACUGCUUCUGGUUCAGGAAGAAGCAAGAARGAGGCUAAAAGGUCUGCAGCAGCAGCCAUGCUUGAUAAUCUUAAUUGCAGUAACUURUCAUUGCAUGUACCGGCAAAGAAGAUUGCAUUCAAACCUGCAUCUAGUGCUAUUGACCCAACACCUAUUCUCUUUAAAAGUGGAGGAACAUUGUAACCCCUAAACUACAUCCUAGAAACCCUGACUUUAUUGCCCUAUUUCACUAUGACGUCACAUCAAAACAAUCUACUGUUUAAACGCAAAGGAUCAUGGUCGUCGGAAAGGGUCAAAUCAACGCAAAU
Molecule: messenger RNA, 941 nt
Organism: Actinia tenebrosa (Australian red waratah sea anemone)
Lineage: Eukaryota; Metazoa; Cnidaria; Anthozoa; Actiniaria; Actiniidae
Product: double-stranded RNA-binding protein Staufen homolog 1
Biological process (GO): siRNA processing; regulation of regulatory ncRNA processing
Cellular component (GO): cytoplasm; RISC-loading complex; RISC complex
Molecular function (GO): double-stranded RNA binding; siRNA binding
Source: RefSeq, a predicted model, not a curated record